This is a messenger RNA of Rhipicephalus sanguineus (brown dog tick), 5268 nucleotides long. RefSeq names its product protein O-mannosyl-transferase TMTC1. The coding region runs from base 861 to 3965 and encodes 1034 amino acids. Gene Ontology annotation, biological process: protein O-linked glycosylation via mannose. Gene Ontology annotation, molecular function: mannosyltransferase activity; protein binding. NCBI's taxonomy places the organism in Eukaryota, Metazoa, Arthropoda, Arachnida, Ixodida, Ixodidae. The transcript has 18 exons. The record is from RefSeq and is a predicted model, not a curated record.
CCGUUCAGUUCCUCUGCGUCUUUGCUCCGGACGAGUCGCUGGGCCGCUCGGUCGCCGGACGCGUUCUUCGCGCACGGUCGCGAAUGAGUACGCACGCGAUCCAGUUUGUGGUCUGUCUUGCCGUGUACUCUCCGCUUACUCUGAACCUUUCGCUUUGAUCCAACGCUGCGCCUGAUUCGUCGCAUCGAAGUUUCGCGUCUCGCGAUCCCGUCGGCUUAUCAGAUAGAGGAGUUCGGAGUUACGCAUUCAUGUCAGGAAUCAGAAGAUGUAGUUUCUGAAGAAUUCGCGAGCUGGUGCGAGCAUCACCGAACGAUCGCGGCACCUUAGCGGCUCAUGUAGUAUAGACGACCAGAGGGAGUCGCACUCUGAAGGGUGUACUAAUAGUAUUCAAAUAGCUCUACGUUAUUUUUUGUUUUCGUUUCUUCUCAACUACCACUCACGCCGCACGUCGCGCCGUCGGUGUACUGAGCAUGCGGCCGGCGUUCGCUGCCCCAAACGGAAACAGGCUAUCGGCGUCGUCUCCAACGACUCGUUGUGUUUACUCUGCGACAACCGCGUCUCUUCAACGGGUUUACCGAGGAUUACCACGCUGUAUCACCGAGAGUGUCGGACAAAACGAUGGUUGUGAGUGGACAUACUCUUCAAUGCACUCCGGCGGCCGGGAGUGAGCGGUCCUACGCUUCCACGUGCUUCCGAAAGUGCCGAAUUAUCCCACUAAGCUUUCGGUUUUCUUGUGCGUGUGUGUGUGUAGUUCGCCGACUGAGUUAGCACGGUUGAAGAGUGUCGCAUGGACCUGUACUGUAACUCCAGCGCUCGUGUUUGGACCGUACCCAACUACAUUCGUUGCGUGGAUCUCUACGAUGGCUGUCGGGGGAUGGCUGGGCGGGGACGCGGAGUCGUCUCUGCUUCACGCUUACCUAGAGUCGUCGGGAGUUGCGUGCACCACGACGGGGAUUCCGAUUCACUCGAAAAGCAAUCACAAAGCCCGCCAUCCGGACACGGUGCACAGAGUUCGUCGUAGAAAAGCAGCGCGCGCUGCGGACAAGGCGCACGCGUUGGCUGGAUCUCUAAGCGCCGCGUGCGCUUCUGUAGUCAGGAAGACGCGCUCUUAUUUCGAACAUCCUUGGAGUCUAGAAGCAGUCGGUUCGAGAACAGUGCCAGUCGACAACCACCACCAACAGCAGCAGUGCAGAUCAUCGUCCAACUGCCAACGACGCCAUCACCCGCAGCAACAACACCAACAAAAGCGGCGCGACUCUGAAGUCGGCGGCGCCGAAGUACCGACGUGCGCCGACUACCGCGUGGGACGGAAGUGGUGCUGGACCGCGUGGGUGCCCGCGUUGUGUGCCGGGGUCGUGGCUGUGCUGUGUUACGUGAACUCGUUGGAUGGUGAUUUCGUGCACGACGACAUAGUGGCCGUCGUGGGCAACCCCGACGUCACCGGCGAGAGUAGGCGACACGCGUCGUCUUCGUCGUCAUCGCUUUGGAUAAACGAUUUCUGGGGGCGACCCAUGGCGGACCCUCGAAGCCAUAAGUCGUACCGGCCACUCACAGUGCUCACUUUCAGGGCCAACUACUACGCCAAUGGGCGGCAGGUACGUGGCUACCACGUGGUCAACGUCGUCUUGCACUGCGCAUGCUCAGUACUGGUGGCUGUCGUCGCACGGCGUGUGAUGAGGAUAACUGCGCUCCAGGCGUGCCUGGCCGCGAUGCUGUUCGCUGCUCAUCCAGUCCACACCGAGGCCGUGUCGAGCAUAGUGGGCCGGGCCGAAGUGUUGUGCUGCCUCUUCUUUCUGCUGUCUUUCCUCUGCUACCACUGCUGCCAACUUCCCGGUGAUGACCAAGGAGGUCACGGAAGGUCAAAGUGGCUCGCAGCCUGCGGUGCACUCUCCGUAUGUGCUCUGCUCUCUAAAGAGCAAGGCAUCACCGUUCUGCCGGUGUGCGUGGCUCUCAGGAUGCGCACACUACUAUUUGAUUCCACGCGCAAAUGUCAUGCAGCUCACCGCCGAAGAUGCCCAAUCUGCAGCCACUGCAUACGAGACAUUGGCUACCGAUGCAUCACGGAUCGCGAGGUAGUCGCCCUCGCGUCAUUGACGACGUUGCUCCUCUGCUUCAGGCUAUGGAUUCUACAAGGAAGCUUUCCCGAAUUUUCCGAGAUGGACAACCCUGCGUCCUUCUCGUCGAUGCGCACAACCAGGCUACUCACUUACAGUUACCUGUGCGCCUUCAAUGUCUGGCUCGUGUUGUGUCCGCGUACCCUGUCAUACGAUUGGCAGAUGGGCAGUAUACCCCUCGUGACGUCACCACUUGACCCCAGGAAUCUGGCUACACUGGCGGUACUUGCCUCGCUACUGGCUCUGUGCUGGCGGGCCUUGCCCACAUCGAACAUGAAAUACAGCUCUGCCAGUGGUUCAAGAGAGCAAUCCUGUCAGAACAAUCUUGAGCAACGGCGUGAGCCUUCAGUGGGACUGGUGGUGCCCCUGCUCCUGACUGUGCUGCCUUUCCUACCGGCGUCGAACCUCUUCGUGACCGUCGGCUUCGUGGUUGCCGAGAGAGUCCUAUACAUACCCAGCAUCGGCGUGACUCUACUGGUGGCCGAAGGAUUGUUCCGCCUCCACACGCGCUGCUCGCGAGCGCUCCGGUGGUGCACUACAUUCCUCUGCUUCAUUGUGGUGCUGCUUUUUGCGGCACGCACCUGGAACCGGAAUGGUGCCUGGGCAUCCAGAGAGGCCUUGUUCGAAUCGGGCAUUAGGGACCUUCCAGGAAACGCAAAGUUGCAUUACAAUUACGCCAAUCUGCAGAAGGACAUAGGCAACUCUGACUUGGCCAUUAAACACUACAGGCUGGCAAUCGAGUUGUGGCCAGAUCACGCCAGCGCGCACAAUAACUUGGGCACUGUGCUGACGUCGGCCGAAGUAUCUGAACAUCACUUCCGGUACGCCUUGCAUGUCAACCCAAACCACCCAGGGGCUCAUUUCAACCUCGCCAAUAUCUACAGCAAGAAGGGCCAAAAGGAGGUUGCAAGAACCCUGCUGGAGCGCGCGGUAGAGCUUGAUCCCGAUUUCUGCGAGGCGUACUCGUCACUUGCUGCACUCGCCGAUGAAAAGGGAGACCUCGCUGAAGCUGAGAGGCUGCACCUGAUGGCGCUAACCAGCGACGACAGAAAUGCCGACGCCCGGAACAACUACGGGACAUUUCUUCAAUCACACGGCCGAGCUGAAGAGGCCAUAGCACAGUACCAACACGCUCUCGACAUCCAAAAAAACCACACCGUGGCACUCUUCAACGCGGCAAAAAGCCUUCGGAGCAUGAACCUCAAUAUGCAGGCCGAAAGCCUCUACAAGAGGGCCCUCGCUGUUGAACCGGAUCCACAGGUAAUGGACAAUCUGGCUGUGUUCUACGUCAAUGCUGGUCGCCUGGAUGAGGCAAGACAGCUGUUUGAGGAAAUCGAUCGGAUUUUCCCGGAGGACCGUGAAAGCAAGGUUCACCAUGCUCAGCUUCUGAUUCGGCUACGAAGUUUUCGAGCAGCCGAGGACCUCCUGCUAGAUGUGAUCCAGCACAACAGCACUGACAGAGGAGCAUUGCACACGGCCGCCCUUUUAUACAACCACAUAAACCGCACAGUCGAGGCACUGGACUACAUAUUGAAGGCUCUGAAGCUGUGUGAUGUUGACGACCUGCUUUGUGCAAGAAUACACAGCGAUCAUGGUGACAUACUGAAGGACUUGGGCGACCUCAGCUCGUCGGCACAGAGUUACGAAGUCGCCAUUCGCCUUGACCCUGAUCUCGCACACGCUCAUCUGAACCUUGCUGUGAUCAAACACUUGGAGAGUGACUACCCAGGUGCAUUUCGACACUACCAAGUGGCCCUGUCUCUGGACCCAAAGAACAAGCUCAUCAUAGACAACAUGGCCAAGUUGAGGCGACGAAUCACGAGGUCACUGCCUUUCCACGACUGCGUUUAGUGCUGACGCGUCAUCGGAGUGCAUUUACUGUGCCGCUUCUCUGCGUAUAGACAUUGACGCUUCGGCGACACCUCUUCACCUGCAUUCACAGUGUACUGCUUUCUAUGUUUCGCAAACUUUGUGAGUCAGCAUGCAGACGUCCGGUUAGUUCACUCAAACAGUAGAACGAUGGUAUCCGGACUCGUCAUUAGGAAUUGGUGUUCUAGGUGUAUGUACUGCAUAAAAUGUGCUUCGGAACAUCCCGUCCCGUUCAACAGUGAUGAUAGAGCCACCCCCGAGCGGGCUGUGAAAUUUUCUUUUGGUCGUUUUCUAGACGUGCUUUACUUUAGAAGCCGUUCAACUUUACCGGAUCCAAAUGACGCGGUAUAUCCGCUUCUUGAAAAUUUACAUUAUAUUUUUGAUGCCGCGGCACCAUAUCACCGUGCUGGUUUCCAGUCUUAUUAAAUUUGCUACCGGUUCAGUGAAGGACUUCUGAGAUUUUUUACAGUCUCGAGUGUUUUGUUUAUGUUGCGAAGGUAAAAUAUUACUCCACAACAGUUUCGCCCCCACAUUCAGGAUUACAGGAAAGCUUUCAGACGGAUGUUGUGGACUUUUAAACAGAAUGUGAAUAAUUGUUAGUGGUGACUACGGUUCCCUGGUUAUGUACGCUUGUCCUUACACUAUUCCAAGCAGAAAGGAAAAACAUUGACAAGUCUUGCUUACUGAUUGUGCCAUGUGUGUCAUCCUAUUUGUCUGCCGCCUCCUUGCCACGACCUCUGCGGGCUGCUGUUGUGGAAAGUACCACUUCUUCGAGCAGUGGCGUAAGACUAUGCAACAACGUGCCUAGAUUUCCGACUCUUAGUGAUGUUAGCGUGUGCGCCAUUGCAACGUAAUUCUCUCAAAGUGUGACAGAUUUGCUCAGAUGUGGUUGCUGUGACUGAAUCGUUGUGUGUGUCGUCUCGUGGAAGUUUACGAAUUAAGCGAAGUCGGAAUGCAACAGCGGAGACAUGCGAGAUGUCAUGAAGUAAAAUGUAGGACGUCAUCAUCGCGAUGAAGGACGCAUAAGCAUUGAGUGUGUUCGUGUGGCCUGCAACAUGUCUGCAAGACCUGUGUGUGUUCCGCUUUCCGAGAUGCAAUGCAAGCAGGUGUCCUGAGCUGCUGAGUGACGUGUCUGCUAGUGUAAAUUGCAAGGUUUUUUUUUUUUGUUUUUUGUUCAGGAGGGUGGGAAGGAAGGUAGGGGCACCAUCGCGCUUAGAGCGACAUGGAGUUGAGCUAGUUGGUACGAAUUCGAGAUAAAAGGAGACUACGCAUGUAGACACGCGCA